Molecule: messenger RNA, 1489 nt
Organism: Ruditapes philippinarum (Manila clam)
Lineage: Eukaryota; Metazoa; Mollusca; Bivalvia; Venerida; Veneridae
Product: nucleolar complex protein 2 homolog
Exons: 8
Coding region: 16-1062 (348 amino acids)
Biological process (GO): negative regulation of transcription by RNA polymerase II; ribosomal large subunit biogenesis
Cellular component (GO): Noc2p-Noc3p complex; Noc1p-Noc2p complex; nucleolus
Molecular function (GO): histone binding; transcription corepressor activity
Source: RefSeq, a predicted model, not a curated record
GUGGAGAAAAGGUCAAUGAACAAACAUUUUUCCAGCUCACGUAAAACUGUAAAAGUCAUAACAGUGUUUGAACUGACCGAUUUCAACAAGAAACAUAAAUCCCUGAGCUUCAAGCCAGUCAACUUUGCCUGCAUUCUCAAAUUCACGAAACCACAACUUCAAGAUAAAUCGUUCAAGGAUGGCGUUAUUGACCAGUUGUAUGAAUUGUUUCUGGAAACGUUCCAUGCGUACGCACAUACGAUAGCUUUCCCGGAGCUGGCCCUGCCAGCUGUACUUCAGUUGAAAGAAUUCGUGAAGAAAUGUAAAGUGGGUAAUUUCACAAAGCAGAUGAAACAGAUUCUGGACAAGGUGGAAGAGAACAGUACAUUUAUCACGAGCCGACGCCGUUCAGCUAACCUCAAUCUGUCCGAUAGAAAGUCCAUUGAUCGGUGGGAGGACAGUUGUCUGGAGGCAAGUACUCCAUUAAACAAAUUCUACAAAACAUGGCGUAAAUUUAGAGACAGGGAGCUCAUGCAUCGUAUAGCCGACAGAGAUGAGGUCGUAGAGACGGAUCUGCCAGAGAUAAAACGACCAAAGGGGCCGCUGAAAGCAACCGACACGGAGAAGAAAGAGUUCUCGGCCUUGUUUGACAGCGAUAGCGAUGACAACGAUAUGGAUUUAACUGAGAGUUUUCUUCCGCCCGAUGAGAAGAAAGAACUAAUGAAGGAGAGGAAAAAGAAGGGCAAAGAUAAAGAAGGAAAAGAUGCAAAGAAAGCAACAAAAGAUAAAAGUAAAGCAACAAAAGACGACAGUGAUGAUGACGACGACGAUCUUUAUGAGGAUUUUGACAGUGAUGAAUUGGAACAACUGGCUGGGUCAGGGUCUGACGGCGACGACGGCGAAGUAGAGUACGACGACGGGAAAGAAGAUGAUGACGAUGAUGAUGACGUAAACGAUGAUGAUGAUGACGACGGUGAAAAUGCUGACGAGGAUGACGAUGAAGAUGACGACGACGACGAUGUACCGGAAGGAGAAGAUAUUGUUAAGGAGUUUACCAUGUCAUCUGAUGAAGAUUUAGAUUAGGAAGAUGAAAAAAAGAAAAAAUUAACAUGAUGUGUAAACUUAUGUUUUAAAAAUAAUUAUUCCAUUUACCAUUUUAACUACGUGAAUUACGACCUGCAACAUGACAUGUGUAUGAGGCCUUUGUGUAUAAACAUUGAGAAAUAGUGAAUGGAUUUGUAAUGCCUUGUUAAAGAUGAAAAUUAAUGUUUUAAGUUUUAUGUUAAGUAUCAAGACUGGGAUUAAAUAAUUUUAACCAUAAAAUAUUAUAAAUAUUUGGGAAAAGAUAAAAGAAUUGUAUGUGUAAAUAAAGAAUUGGGAAUGAUAUAUUUUACUGCUAAAACACUGUUUUAAACUACACUGUUCAGUUAAUAAAUUACUGAUUGUUUUAUUUGAAAGAUACAUGUACAAUAUAUAAACAAUUAGAAUAUCAAUAAAAGGAAUAUAAACA